UCGGCGGGAGGUGGCGGUGUGGGUUGAGCUCGGAAGUAGUGACACCGGGCGGAGGUGGGGUCUGUGGCCCGGGUUACAGGCUGGGAGCAGUGAACUUCAGGCUCGACAGCUGCCGUAUUUUGAAGCAUUGUGUGUGUGUUGCUUCCCCCUAGUAAGAUAAGGGAAAAGUGGAGUGGUGAAGUAACGUUUGGGUGAGGGAGUGAAAUGGUGGGCCGGGUCGCUGUCACCCAUUACGGACACCCGUAGGUAGAGCCUCCCGGACGCGCAGAUCCUGCCUGGGAUAGCACACUCGGCACCAGCGCUCAAUAUGGACGGUCAACAGCCGCCGGCAGGAAGCGACUCGCCGCCCCGCAGCCGGGACAGGCCAUCCUCAAAGAAGAAACCUCCUGAAGAUGACCCGAGAAACAAAACCAAACUGAACCUUAACAUAAAAACUUUGGCGGAUGAUGUGCGUGACAGAUUAACCAGUUUUCGGAAGUCAACUGCGAAGAAGGAGAAACCUCACAUUCAACAUCCUACUGAUUCCCAAGCAGUUAUGUGUGAUUUGCCAUUAGCACAACCAGUAUUUGAAGAAUGUUUCAUGAAUCUUUCGGAGAAGGAAAUUUUGGAUCUGUUCGAGAAAAUGAUGGAAGACAUGAAUCUCAAUGAGGAUCGUAAAGUUCCACUCAGAGGGAAAGAUCUGACAACAAAAAGAGAAAUGGUUGUUCAGUAUAUAUCUGCAACUGCCAAAUCGAUAACCGGAAGCAAAGUGUCGGGUGGACUGAAGAACAGCAAGCAUGAAAGUACUCUGUCAUCCCAAGAAUAUGUUCAUGAAUUACGUUCGGGAAUUACCGAUGAUAAGCUACUUAACUGCCUAGAAUCGCUAAGAGUUUCUUUGACCAGCAAUCCUGUUAGCUGGGUUAAUAAUUUCGGCCAUGAAGGACUUGGUCUCAUGCUUGAUGCUUUGGAAAAGCUACUGGACAAAAAACAACAAGAAAUGAUUGAUAAAAAAAACCAGCAUAAGCUCAUCCAGUGUCUGAAAGCAUUUAUGAAUAACAAGUUUGGGCUUCAAAGAAUAUUAGGUGAUGAAAGGAGUCUGCUGUUACUGGCAAGAGCAAUUGAUCCAAAGCAAACAAACAUGAUGAUAGAAAUUGUCAAAAUUCUUUCUGCAGUCUGCAUCGUUGGAGAAGAAAACAUCCUUGAUAAAAUCUUGGAAGCUAUAACCACAGCUGCUGAACAGAAUAACAGAGAAAGAUUUGCACCCAUUGUAGAAGGACUGGACAAUCAUGAAGCACUUCAGCUACAGGUCGCCUGUAUGCAAUUAAUUAAUGCUCUCGUCACAUCUCCAGAUGAUCUGGAUUUCAGGAUACACUUGAGAAAUGAAUUCUUGCGUUGUGGAUUGAAAAAAAUACUACCUGUACUGAAAGAGAAAGAAAAUGAAGAACUAGAUAUUCAACUAAAAGUGUUUGAUGAAAAUAAGGAGGAAGACUACAUUGAAAUAUCACAUCGACUGGAAGACAUUCGAUCUGAAAUGGAUGACAUGAAUGAGGUCUAUCAUCUGCUAUCCAAUAUGGUGAAGGACACUUCUGCAGAAAAUUAUUUUCUCUCGAUUCUGCAACAUUUAUUACUCAUCAGGAAUGAUUAUUAUAUCAGACCUCAGUAUUACAAGAUAAUUGAAGAAUGCAUUUCACAGAUAGUCUUACAUCGAAAUGGAACAGAUCCUGACUUUGAAUAUCGUAAACGACUAGAUGUGGAUUUUAGUCAUCUUGUAGAUCAAUGUGUUGAUAAAGAAAAAGUCGAAGAGAGUGAACAGAAGGCAUUGGAAUUUUCUAAGAAGUUUGAUGAAGAAUUUUCAGCUCGACAAGAAGCUCAGGCUGAAAGUCAGAAGAAAGAUGAAAGGAUAAAAGAGCUUGAAGCAAAAGUCCUUCAGCUGGAAACAAAGGAGCCAACAGCACCAGUAGCUUCAUCCGGACCCCCACCUCCACCACCCCCUCCGCCGCCACCACCCCUCCCUGGAGGGCUUGCUCCUCCUCCUCCUCCUCCACCACCCCCACCUCCACCCUUUCCAGGUGGUGCACCACCACCACCUCCACCUCCACUUCCGGGUGGCCCAGGAAUACCACCACCACCUCCAUUUGGAAAACUGCCAGCUCCACCAUGUUUUGGGAGUGGACCCAAUUACUCUGAAGUCACUGAAACGCUUCCAUAUGGAUUACAGCCUAAAAAGCAGUACAAACCAGAAACUGCAAUGCGAAGAGCCAACUGGUCGAAGAUUGGACCCCGGGAAAUGACAGAGACGUGUUUCUGGGUCAAGGCGAAAGAGGACAAAUUUGAAAGUCCUGAUCUUUUCUCUAAACUGAUGCUCAGUUUUGCCAAGCAAGCAAAAGUGAAGAAGGAUGUAGAUCAAGCCGAGGAGAAAAAAGUAGUGCCUGCCAAAAAAAAAGUGAAAGAAUUAAAGAUUUUAGAUGCCAAAACAGCUCAAAAUUUAUCGAUCUUCCUGGGUUCAUAUCGUAUACCUUAUGAAGAAAUCAAAUGUAUCAUUUUAGAAGUGGAUGAAGGAAAGCUCAGCGAGUCCAUGAUUCAGAACUUGGUGAGGUUUUUACCAGAGCAGAAUGAACUCAAUACAUUAUCCCAGUUUAAAGAUGAAUAUGAUGACCUUUGUGAAUCAGAGCAGUUUGGAGUAGUGAUGAGCACCGUGAAGUUGUUACAGCCACGCUUGAACAAUAUUCUCUUUAAGCUUCAAUUUGAGGAGUAUGUGAAUAACAUCAAGCCUGACAUAAUGAAUGUAACAAUUGCUUGUGAGGAGUUAAAGAAGAGUGAGAACUUCAGUAAAAUUUUGGAAUUGGUCCUCCUGGUGGGAAACUAUAUGAAUGCUGGAUCCAGGAAUGCACAAACAUUUGGAUUCAACAUCAGCUAUCUAUGCAAGCUUAAAGACACUAAGUCAGUCGACCAGAAGGCAACAUUGAUGCACUUUUUAGCAGAGAUUACAGAAGAGAAGUAUCCAGACAUCUUGAAAUUCACAGAUGAAAUAAUCCACACAGAAAGUGCAAGCAAAGUUUCAGACCAAAACCUCAAGAGCAGUAUGGAAGCUAUGGAGCGGCAAAUUAAGCGUCUUGAAAAUGACAUCAAGAAGUUUCCUAAAACAGAUGAUGAGCAUGAUAAGUUUGUGGAAAAAAUGUCCGGUUUUGCCAAGCACGCGAGGGAACAGUAUGAAAAACUUUCCAACAUGCAUGGAAAUAUGAUGAAGUUGUACAAAGGACUGGGAGAAUAUUUUGUCUUUGAUUCCAAAGCUGUCAGCAUAGAAGAAUUCUUCACUGAUCUGAAAAACUUCAGGUUCAUGUUCCUGGAAGCAUUGAAAGAAAACAUUAAGAAGAGGGAAACAGAAGAAAAGAUCAAGCGAGCAAAGCUGGCUAAGGAGAAAGCAGAGAGAGAGAAGUUGGAAAGGCAGCAGAAGAAGAAACAAUUAAUUGAUAUGAACAAAGAGGGUAAUGAAACAGGAGUGAUGGACAGCCUGAUGGAAGCCUUGCAGUCAGGUGCUGCGUUCAGGGAUCGCAGGAAACGUACACCAAGGAGUCUUGGUGAACAAGGUCCAGCUAGUCCAACAUCCCGAUGGCCUGUUGAAAAUGAAAAUAGACGUGUUGCUUUGGAGAGGUCACGUUCCCGUCACAAUGGAAAUAUGAUACUUGCGUGAUCCCAGUGUGCCAAAGAACUGGGGUUUGAAGAUUAUUUUCCAACAGUCCUUGGAUAUCAGAAACCUCUUAAUGGUACUGCAGACGAUAAACUGCAAGGGCCAGAAAAGGAAUUGUGAAAAUGCUGUGAGAUAUUACGGAGUGCUCUCUGCUGGCCCAUAAUAAGUUCUUAACUUUUGUAUACCUGUUAACUGACCUACAAUUGGAAGAAGAUGAACUUCAUCCCUGAUGUUGCAAAAUUCAUUUUGUAUUUGUAUUGCCAAUAAAAAAAGAGAGAAAGAAAGCAAAAGUUUGGGGUCCCAAUCUGGCGAUUUACUUUCAUGAAUCACUUUAGUUUUCUGAUUUUAAUUUAGAAUUUGUGUGUUACUCAAACUUAAAAUAACUACUCUGAGGCUUUGAAACAACCAAGGUUGACUCAUCAAUCUUAUCAACAACGGCAAAAUUGUGCUUUGUUUUCUCUCUUUUGGAUGGAUUAUUUUUGGUUUCACCUCUGUCCCAGAAGGAGUAUUUUUCUUGAGCAAAAAUAUUUUAUAAUUAUGCACUUGUUUGUACUUUAUAUGCAUAUUGCCAGGAAAAUAAACAAAUGCAGCUUUCUUAUUUUGUCACUGCCUGUUACAAAGCAAUAAGACUGCAUUUCUUAAGUCACAUGCAGAAUAUGUUCAUUCAUUUCAAAGUGGUUUUAGAAUCAUGUAGUUAUUGCACAGUUAGUUCCCCUGUAUUGGGAGCUUGUUAAUAUUGACAUUGUGCAAUAACAAAACUGUAAUACCCAUGCUUGUUUUAUAGUAAUUACACUUUUGAAAAUUAGUUCUUAAAAUGUAUUCUAUUCAAGCAUUUUUAAAAAGGUAUUUUAGACAUAUUUCAGCAGUUAUUUACACAUCUCAACAAUGUAUUUAAAUGAUCAGAUCAACAAAAUACUCAUUUAAACCUCUGCAAUCAGCAAUUACCUUCAGUGGAACAUGACAAUUAUAGAUAGUACGUAGCGUCGAAAUCCAUCAAACUAUAUAGUAAAACCAGGGGUGUGUUGUAAAUGAAUUUGCAAAUACUUAACACAGAGUUACUUAUAUAAAAGAGUUACUUAUAGAGUGUAUAUCAGCACAGUGUCUUUACUGUUUAAAAUAAAAUCAAUGUUA
Molecule: messenger RNA, 4798 nt
Organism: Mobula hypostoma (lesser devil ray)
Lineage: Eukaryota; Metazoa; Chordata; Chondrichthyes; Myliobatiformes; Myliobatidae
Gene: diaph2
Product: diaphanous-related formin 2
Exons: 29
Coding region: 308-3670 (1120 amino acids)
Biological process (GO): actin filament polymerization; actin cytoskeleton organization
Cellular component (GO): actin filament
Molecular function (GO): actin binding; small GTPase binding
Source: RefSeq, a predicted model, not a curated record